AUGGCGCGCAAGAAGAUCCGGGAGUACGACUCCAAGCGCCUCCUCAGGGAGCACCUCAAGCGCCUCGCCGGCAUCGACCUCACCAUCCUCUCCGCACAGAUCACACAGUCAACAGACUUUGCAGAGCUUCUGAGCCAGCAGCCAUGGCUGACAACCAUGAAGUUGGUUGUGAAGCCCGAUAUGCUGUUCGGGAAGCGUGGGAAGAGUGGUCUCGUGGCUCUCAACUUGGAUUUCGAUCAAGUCAAGGAGUUUGUCAAGGAGCGGCUGGGAGUUGAGGUUGAGAUGGGUGGCUGCAAGGCUCCAAUCACGACCUUCAUCGUUGAGCCGUUUGUGCCCCAUGAUCAAGAGUACUACCUUUCGAUUGUUUCAGAGAGGUUGGGCAGCACCAUCAGCUUCUCAGAGUGUGGAGGGAUUGAGAUCGAGGAGAACUGGGACAAGGUUAAGACGAUUUUUCUUCCUACUGAGAAGCCAAUGACACCUGAUUCAUGUGCUCCAUUGAUUGCGACCCUUCCUUUGGAGGCACGAGGAAAAAUUGGUGACUUCAUUAAAGGAGUGUUUGGUGUCUUCCAAGACUUGGAUUUCUCGUUUCUUGAGAUGAAUCCGUUCACCAUGGUGAACGGGGAACCAUACCCUCUGGACAUGAGAGGAGAACUAGAUGACACAGCAGCUUUCAAGAACUUCAAGAAGUGGGGAGGUAUAGAAUUCCCUCUACCUUUUGGAAGAGUACUCAGCCCUACAGAAAGUUUCAUCCAUGAGCUAGAUGAGAAGACAAGUGCCUCUCUGAAGUUCACAGUUUUGAACCCGAAAGGUCGGAUCUGGACAAUGGUUGCUGGUGGUGGUGCUAGUGUCAUAUAUGCUGAUACAGUUGGAGACUUGGGAUAUGCGUCAGAGCUUGGAAACUAUGCAGAGUAUAGUGGUGCUCCUAAUGAGGAGGAGGUUCUGAAUUAUGCCAGAGUUGUACUUGAUUGUGCAACUGCUGAUCCUGAUGGCCGCAAGAGAGCCCUUCUCAUUGGAGGUGGCAUAGCUAACUUCACCGAUGUUGCUGCCACAUUCAAUGGCAUCAUCCGGGCCCUAAGAGAGAAGGAAUCCAAGUUGAAGGCUUCAAGGAUGCACAUUUAUGUUCGCCGAGGUGGCCCAAAUUACCAAUCUGGACUGGCCAAAAUGCGCAAGCUUGGUGCAGAACUCGGUGUUCCAAUUGAGGUGUAUGGACCAGAAGCGACAAUGACUGGAAUCUGCAAACAAGCAAUUGAAUGCACCAUGGCUGCAGCGUAA
Messenger RNA from Miscanthus lutarioriparius, 1272 nucleotides. Lineage: Eukaryota; Viridiplantae; Streptophyta; Magnoliopsida; Poales; Poaceae. The record is from the annotation of a GenBank genome assembly.